AUGCUUAUGGGUGGAGAGUCGGUAGAAGUUUUGCUCGAAGACAUUGUUAAAUUUGAUGAUCGUUAUGAAUAUAUCAUGAUAUAUCGUCAUGAAGAAUCCUUGACUAGUAGACAUGUGGCAUUGGGUGCGCAGUAUACCUUAAAAGCUAAAAAUGGAAACACGCCAGGAUGGAUUGAUGACGAUGCUCAGAUGGCAGAACAACUUCUGAAAUCCGACUGGAAGUCUUUCUUUUAUGUCUAUUUCUGCUUGACGAAUGUUAAUUACACGUAUCAAAUUGUCUUCUUUGCCUUCUUUGCAAACAACUGCAUAAAAUUCACUUUGGCGUUGACAAAAUCAAGAGAAAGCAAUUAUUGCUGCCUUCGUGGAUGGGCAGAAUCAAUGUCAAAGCUCGCACCACUAUUCUUGAUAAACAUUGAUACAGCUGCUAUUUCUAAGCGGCAGCGUCUUGGGUUGACAGAGGAUG
Molecule: messenger RNA, 463 nt
Organism: Ambispora leptoticha
Lineage: Eukaryota; Fungi; Glomeromycota; Glomeromycetes; Archaeosporales; Ambisporaceae
Source: the annotation of a GenBank genome assembly